UGUUUUGAAUCCAUCAGAGGCGGCGGCAGUGAACGAAAAGCUGUUGUUGAGCGUGAAGUGAAGUGGUACAUGACAGGGUGAUAGGCCACGAUGUAACUCCAACCCCAUUGUGAAAUGUUAAUUAUCGAGCCUACUGUCACUUAGCAUAGUUAGUUUUUAAACCCAAUUUAAAGGUUUGAAUAAUCUAAAGUAGCAACGUGAAACAACUUGAGCGAAGUUAACCUAUGAAUGUAUGCUAGCUAAUUUAGCUAUGGCUUCUAAAUCCGAUCAUCUUCUCAUCGUUGUGUCUAUUCUCGAAGGUCGUCACUUUCCCAAGAUCCAGCGUCAUACUGUAAUAGUUCAGGCCAAGUUUGACGGCGAACAGCUUUCCACAGAUCCCGUGGAUCAUAAGGAACAACCGCAGUUCUGCACUGAGUUGGCCUGGGAGCUUGAUCGCAGGACUCUGCACCAGCACAGACUCCAACGUACACCCAUCAAAUUGCAGUGUUUUUCUGUGGACACAACCACUAACCAAAGAGAGUGUGUAGGGUACAUAAUUCUUGACCUCAGAUCCAUCCAGGAAAUCAAACAGACCUCUAAUGUCAUCUCUCAGCCUCCAAGGUGGUUUCCUUUGCUAAGCAGCAAGUACACCAAGCUAAAGCCAGCAAUAUUGCUGUCCAUGGUGUUGGAGAAUGAUGAGAAGCAAAGCCCGGAGUCCUUUAAGGCCAGGAAGGCCCCACCAAGACAAGUGCCGGUGGGUAAACUGCAGCUGGUUCUAAAUGAAGAGGAGGGCUUUCAUCAGCUCGGCCCUGCAGACAGCUGCUCAGAGCUCUUUGUUCUCUCUGUCACAGUGGCAUGUGCUUCCAAACUUGAGCAGCUAAUAGGCAGAACAACAGAGCUCUCCAGGGAGGGCGUGGACUUUUUCUUCUACUACACACUGCUGGGUAAUGACAUCACCAGUGAGCCAUUCCAGAAUGUGAUGAGCCCUAGCUUUGAGCCAGAGAGAGCCUCCGUGCGCAUCCGCAGUAGUGAGAAGAUCCUGCGAGCCUAUCUCAGCCAGCAGCCCAGUCUGGAGAUCCACCUGUGUUGUGGAAGCCACUCUCUGGGCAGUGCUGAGGUGUCCCUAUCCAGCCUCGCCCUGACCAGUGUCUCCCUAAGCACACAGCCAGCCACUGUGGAGGGAGCGUUUGUCCUGCAGUCCCCUGCCCAGGCCAGGCCCCGUCUGCCCAGCGUCCCCACAGACCUGCAGCCUACAGUGGGGGUGUCUGUCACCCUCAGGAAGGAGACGGCUAACCCGCAGGCAGCUGGCCGGGAGAGUGGUGAUGGCCUUCGGACGGGCAAAGAUGCUGUGCCUCGUGAUGGGCCCCCAUCACCUGCCCCCGCGGCCCCCUCUACUGCCCCUGCUCCAGCCCUGGCACCUCCCACUGAUGAACAGCGCUUACGGUCACCCUCACCUGGCCAGAGCACACCUGGUGGUGGUCGCAGGUCAGUGAGUCCAAUCAAAGGAGGCGCCCACACAGAGAGUGAUGCUGAGAGCCUACAAGAGGAGGAGGAGGAGGAGGAAGAGAAGCGGCCAACACUGCCUGGUAAGCCAAAGCGCUCCCCUCCAGCGGCUGCCCCCGCAAAGAAGAAUCCAGAAGCAGAGCUCGUCUCCUCAGUUUCAGUGUCAGCUCCAAAGGUUUCCAUCCCAGCCUCAGCUCACCACUACUGCUUCUCCAUGGACCUGCGCAGCAUCCGAGACCUCAACACUGGAUUUCCUGUCAACUGCACCCUGAGGUAUGCGUACCAGUUCUUUGGCAGCGCAGCCCCCAUAAUGACCAGCCCUCCCGUGGAGGUGAAGAGGGGCACCGAGGUCUUCCUGCCCCAGUCCUACUGCGCCUUCGACUUUGCUGCCCUGCCACACCAACUCCAGGACACCUUCCUCAGGGUGCCCCUUGUGGUGGAGAUGUGGCACAGGGACUCCAGUGCCAGGGACGUGCUGCUGGGCACCGCCAGUGUUCAGCUCUCCCACCUGCUCACCGCAGAGAAGAGCCGCUUCCUGGGCCCCUCUGGCCAGCAGCACUGGAGACAGAGCUACACAGAGAGGCUGCCUGUCCUCAAGGCUCAUGGAUCCAGUGAGAAGGUGGCAGAACUGAGCUAUUUUACUACUUUGGAAGAUCUAGGUCUCGUCAGAACCCAAGAUAUUGCCAUUUCAGAGUCUUCUCAGAGUGGACAUCCAGUCCAGCCGAGAGCAGCUGCGGUGGUGCCCCCUAGUGGCCCCAGUGGUGCCGUGGCCGAGCCCCGGGAGACGCUGGAGUACAGAGCUGCCAUGGAGCUGGAGAUGUGGAAGGAGAUGCAGGAGGACCUGUUUGACGACCAGAUGAAGAAGAAGGAGCUGAACCACAUGCAGGCGCUGGCCGAGGAGUGGAGGAAGAGAGACCGCGAGAGGGAAGCACUGGUCAAGAAAAAGGAACUAGAGUACAACCUUCUUGAAGAGCAGCUACAAAAAACUCUGGCUGAGUUGGAGAAGCGGGAGAAGAAUUUGGCCCAUGCUGAGCUGGAGACACAGCGGCUGCAGCGUGAGUUGCGGGCAGAGCAUGAGUUCUCCGUGCGUGAGCUGCAGGACAGUGGGCGACGGCUGCGUGAGGACUGCACCCACCAGGUGGAGCUAGAGAGGGCAAAGGUCAGACAGCUGGAGGAGGAGAACACGCGGCUGCAGCAGCAGCUACUGGACGCCGACAGCAAAUACAAACUCCUGGAGAAAGAAUUCCAGCUGUUCCGCGAGCAACAACAUACCCGGCCUGAGGUCCGCCUGCAGUCGGAGAUUAACCUGCUCCGGUUAGAGAAGGUGGAACUGGAGCGCAAGCUGGAGACCAGCACCAAGUCCAAGCUGCACUACAAGCAGCAGUGGGGGCGUGCGCUGAAGGAGCUGGCCAGGUUUAAACAGAGGGAGCAGGAGAACGCCAUGUCUCGGCUGAAGAAGCAGCAGCAGGAGCUGGAGCACAUGCGUCUGCGCUACCUGGCAGCGGAGGAGAAAGAAGCGGUCAAGACGGAGAAGAGCGAGCUGGAGGACAUCAGAAACCAACUCAACAAGCUGAAGCAGCAGGAGGUGAAGCAGCCGUGGGGUGACCCUGUGGGGGGGUCAGCAGGCGAGAGUGUGGAUGACCACCUGAGUCGACUCUUAGAGGAGAGGGACACUCUGUUGCGCACGGGCGUCUACACACACGAGGACCGCAUCAUCAGCGAGCUCAACCGGCAGAUCCAGGAGGCCAUGGCCCAGAGACCGCCGUCCACCACAGACCGAACUCACAGACCCGCCCACUGAGAGCCAGAUACUACUCACCCCUGGCCACCUGCAAUCUCUAAUAAGGGACCUUCAUGAAGUGAAUUCCCAAUCAGACAUAGCCUGCAAUGACUGCUGCAACCUUCGGUCCUCCUGUGGUCACAGUGGCAGGCUGGGACUAUUUGAAUUGAUAUCUGUGAUUGAUUGUCGCAACACAAGAAUCCUUUUCCAUGGAAGGUGUGGAUGUUAACAGACAUAGUUGUGUCUUUUGUAUAUUUAUGUGUGUAUCUGUUGACACUUUUAGACCAUUUGUUACUUUUUUUUAAUGAAAUGAGUCAUAAAAGUCCCACAUCUGUGUACUACGGAGAACUGCUACAAUCUCUUGACUUUAUUUCAUCACCUGAUGUGCAUCAGCCCAAUGAGAGCGUAGGGAUCUCCUGUGAGGCCUGGAGGGUUUCUCAAGAGUGUAGUGGUGGUGAGGGCCACUAGGGGGCGGUAGCAUCUCAGCUUAUGUGAUAUCAUAUUUGCAUUACACCAGAUCACUGUUUAUUUAUUUCCUUUUUUAGGAAGAUG
Molecule: messenger RNA, 3814 nt
Organism: Alosa sapidissima (American shad)
Lineage: Eukaryota; Metazoa; Chordata; Actinopteri; Clupeiformes; Clupeidae
Product: centrosomal protein of 120 kDa
Exons: 20
Coding region: 233-3283 (1016 amino acids)
Biological process (GO): centrosome cycle; positive regulation of centriole elongation; interkinetic nuclear migration
Cellular component (GO): centriole; centrosome
Source: RefSeq, a predicted model, not a curated record